Fusarium falciforme is the source of this 1038-nucleotide messenger RNA. RefSeq names its product FAS1 domain-containing protein. Lineage: Eukaryota; Fungi; Ascomycota; Sordariomycetes; Hypocreales; Nectriaceae. Gene Ontology annotation, cellular component: extracellular matrix. Gene Ontology annotation, molecular function: cell adhesion molecule binding. The coding region runs from base 1 to 1038 and encodes 345 amino acids. The record is from RefSeq and is a predicted model, not a curated record. The transcript is spliced from 4 exons. Gene Ontology annotation, biological process: extracellular matrix organization; cell adhesion.
AUGCGUUUGCAUCUGCUCGCACCCGCCCUCCUGUCUGCCUCUGUCCUGGCAGACACUCUGUCCAAACACCCUCCAGGACAUAAGGAGCCUGGCCUUGUGGUGUAUGCCCCGACCAAUUCCGGACUAUCGAGUAGUGAUGGACCGGGUCGCGUCAAGCGCCAGCUCAAGUACCAGAAUGGAUAUUACUUUUCGGGAGAACAGUCCCUGAGGUACCCCCUCCCGUCGAGUUCCGAUAGGAGAAUGGUCGCUAGAACCCUCCAGUCGGGAGGAGAUGCUCGGAUGACCUUCUUGGACGAUCCCGCGUAUGUUAACCUCGGCUGGGUCAACAACCAGAGUCUUGUUGAGAGGCCGUCGGACUACUAUGCUGGAGCGAAGCGACAGGUCUACACCGGUCUUGGAGGGAGUGUCAAUGUCGCGGGCAAGGACAUUCCAUUUGACAAUGGUGUCAUCCGUCCUAUUGAUGGAGACCUCACCCUGCCUGAGAGCAUCUCCUCCACCUUGCCUCACCUCGGCGUCGACAAGUUCCACAAUCUGGUCAAAAAGUCGGGUCUCCUCUCCGUGCUAGACUCGACCGCCGGCAUCACCGUUCUCGCGCCCGACAACAGUGCCUUCAAGAACGUCACCAAGUGGUCCAAAACCGACCUCACCGAGUUCAUCAAGGGCCACAUUUUGGUCAACUUCCCGGCAUACACUCCUCUUCUCAAGGACGGCCUCGUCUACCCUACCCUUGGGGGCGGCAAGGUCAAGGUCACCGUGCAGGGCGGGACCAUCUACCUCAACGGAGCCAAGAUCCUGGCGGGCGAUGCAAUUGCCGUCAAUGGAGCUGUCCGCACAAUUGACAGGGUUCUCUCGACAUUCCCCGGCACAGCUCCUGUGCCCGAGCCAACCAAGGAGCCCGAGCCGACCCAGGCGACAGUGCCAACUCAUGUGCCUGAGUAUGUGCCAACUGGAGCUGGAACGACUAUUGGAUCUCUUUCCUGGAAGGCUCUGGCAGUCAGUGUCAUGGGUGUGGUCGCUGCUACUCACUACUGGAUGUAA